This is a messenger RNA of Cornus florida, 1290 nucleotides long. RefSeq lists its product as uncharacterized. The record is from RefSeq and is a predicted model, not a curated record. The coding region runs from base 1 to 1290 and encodes 429 amino acids. Lineage: Eukaryota; Viridiplantae; Streptophyta; Magnoliopsida; Cornales; Cornaceae. The transcript is spliced from 4 exons.
AUGUUAGUGAGAUAUGAUGGUAAUGGUUCAGUGAGGGAGUACAUCUAUAAGAUGUGCAAGCUGGUUAAUGAUCUGAGGUUUUUCCAGCUUUUCAAGGUAAAUUAUAAUUCACAAAAAGUUAAAUGUGGCAUUAACCAGCUAUUAGCAUUUUGUGUUAUUGAAUGGAAACGACUCAAGGGUGUUAAAACUGAAUCAGCUUAUCUUGUGGUGAUAUUUAUUAUUGAUCUCCUUAUUGUCUUUGGCUUCCCACAACAAUUUGUUGACCGGAUCACUCAGUGUACUACCACUGCAUCUUACUCCAUUUCCCUCAAUGGAGAGCUCUUUGGAUUCUUUAAGGGGAAGAGAGGGGUUAGGCAAGGAGACCCAAUCUCUCCCUUGCUUUUUGUUUUGGCAAUGGAGGUGCUUUCACAGUUAUUUACUUAUCACAUAAGACUUAACCCUGGUUUUAAAUACCAUUGGAGGUGUAGUAGGUUGGCCAUCACUCACCUCACCUUUGCAGAUGAUAUCAUGAUUUUCUCACAUGCUAAUAUUGCCUCAAUUCAAAUCCUACUGAAUGCACUUAACCAAUUCUUGUCAUGCUCUGGCUUGGAGAUCAACAGAAUAAAGAGUUUAGCCUUCUUUGCUGGGGUUGACACUCUUACUAAGAAUGCUAUUCUACAGCUCUUGCAAAUUGAAGCUGAUUGUCUGCCCAUUACUUACCUUGGAGUUCCACUAUCACCAUCUUCCAUUGUAUCCAGAGACUGUCAAUCCUUAGUUGACAGGAUUACUGCUAGAAUCAGAAAUUGGACUUUUAGGUUCCUGUCAUAUGCUGGCAAAGCUUCUGGAGUGGAGCUGAAGAAGAGUGGAGCAAAGGCUGCUUGGUCUGCUAUUUGCAGACCUAAGAUCAAUGGGGGUUUGGGAUUUCCUGACUUGGAGUUGUCUAAUAUCCUUGGUAACCUUAGACACAUCUGGAAGCUAUGCACCAAGAAGGACAGUUUGUGGGUUGCCUGGACCUUCAAUUACCUCAUAAAAGCAAAGAGUAUUUGGACCAUCAAACCAACUGCACUAAGUUCUGGAUUCUGGAGAAGACUGUUGAAGCUUAGGGGACUGGCAUGUGGUCUCAUUAGACACAGAGUGGGGGCUGGCACUGAUACUAUGAUGUGGUUGGAUUUUUGGCUUCCAAAUGGCCCAGUAGUCUCUCAAUUAGGACUCUUUGAAAUGGAAAUUCUUCAACUGGACACUUAUGUUUCAGUUGAUAGCCUAAUAUCCAAUUUUCAGUGGGUUAUUCCACCUGCAAUUCAAUUCCCUUAA